AUGGCAAUGAAGACUUCCAGUUUCCUAAAUUCAUGGCUUCUGGUGGCCGCCGUCAUCGCUUCUUGGCUCACCCUCAGUUGCUGUGGCAAUGAGACCGAUAGAAAGAUGUUCAUAGUGUACAUGGGCGAUCGUCCCCACAAUAUUGAAACUCCUACAGCUGCUUCUGCUGUUCACAUUAGCCUCCUUCACAAGGUUACUGGCAGCGUGAGCCUUGCUUCGGAGUCCUUGGUUUACAGCUACAGCAAGAGCUUCAAUGGCUUUGCUGCCAAGCUGACAAAGGCCGAGUCAGAGAAACUGUCUGGACACGAAAGUGUAGCGUCCGUUUUCCCUAGUCGAUUGAGACAAUUACACACGACCAGAUCAUGGGAUUUCAUAGGCUUCCCCCAGAAUGUCACGAGAACGACUGUGGAGAGCGACGUUAUCAUCGGAAUGCUCGACACCGGAAUCUGGCCGGAAUCUCAAAGCUUCAACGAUUCUGGGUACAGCCCACCUCCACAGAAGUGGAAGGGUACCUGCCAAUCCUCUUCCAAUUUCACAUGUAACAACAAGAUAAUUGGAGCUAGAUUCUAUCACGCCGGUGAAGACUUCAAGAAUGGCGAAAUCCCAUCUCCAAGGGAUUCCGAAGGUCACGGGACUCACACCGCAUCCACGGCAGCAGGCAACACAGUGACUCCGGCCAGCCUCCUCGGCCUCGCCUCCGGGACAGCCCGCGGCGGGGUCCCUUCUGCCCGAAUCGCCGUCUACAAGAUCUGCUGGGAAGAUGGCUGUUCGGAUGCCGACAUUUUAGCAGCAUUCGACGAUGCUAUUGCUGACGGAGUCGACAUUAUCUCCCUGUCGGUUGGAGGCUGGCCACAAGACUAUUUCGAGGACUCCAUAGCCAUUGGAGCUUUCCAUUCCAUGAAGAAUGGCAUCCUUACAUCGAACUCGGCUGGCAAUUCUGGCCCUGAUCGAGGAACUGUCUCGAAUUGUUCUCCUUGGUCGCUUUCCGUGGCGGCUAGCACUACUGACAGAAAGUUCACCACGGCAGUGAAGUUGGGUAAUGGCAGAACUUACCAGGGAGUAUCUAUGAAUACAGACGAGGCCAACAAGUUGUAUCCUCUCAUCUAUGGUGGAGAUGCGCCAAACGGAACUUCUGCCAGUUCAGGGAAUUGCGAUAUAGGAAGCUUGAACAAGACAUUGGUGCAAGGCAAAAUUGUGGUUUGCAACGGUGUCAACCAAGGGACUGAGCAAGUUAGAGUGGGUGCCGCCGGUUCCACAAUGAUUCCUCCUCCCAAAACUGUUAAUCUACGUGAGGUGGCAUUUCCAUUUCCUUUACCUGUUUCCAUCUUGACCCAUGCCGAUGGAGUUGACCUUUUGGAGUACAUCAACUCAACCAGCGAUCCAACUGGAGUGAUAUACAAGACACAGGAGUACUACACCAAUGAUUCAUCCCCACGUGUGAUCUAUUUUUCUUCAAGGGGGCCUAACCCAAUAACAACAGACAUUCUCAAGCCGGACCUUACAGCACCGGGAGUCGAUAUCCUGGCAGCAUGGUCUGAAGGUACUACCAUGACAGGACUUGACGGGGACACGAGAAUCGUCCCGUUUAACAUAAUCUCCGGCACUUCCAUGUCUUGUCCUCACGCCUCAGCAGCCGCAGCUUACGUUAAAUCGUUUCAUCCUGCAUGGUCUCCCGCCGCCAUCAAAUCUGCUCUGAUGACAACAGCUCGUCAACUGAGCGUCGAAGAUAACAGUGAUGCCGAGUUUGCAUACGGGUCGGGCCAGAUCGACCCGAUCAAGGCCGUGGAUCCGGGACUGGUAUAUGACGCCGGGGAGAUCGAUUACGUUAGGAUGUUGUGUGGGCAAGGAUACAACCUUACUCAACUCCGCCUUGUCACCGGAGACCAGAGUACUGAUUGUUCUGGACCAACUACCAGAACCGUGUGGGAUCUAAACUACCCUUCUUUUGCUCUAUCGUACGAUAAACCUACGUCGAUCACUCGCUUGUUUCGUAGAACCGUUACGAACGUGGGACCCGCACCGACAACGUACAAGGUCUUCAUUGAUGUCCCAGUGGAGCUCGAGAUCCGAGUUGAACCAGAGGUGCUCUUUUUCAAGGAGACCGGAGAGAAGCAAUCGUUCGUCGUGAUUGUCACGGCUGCGCUGGAAACAAGCAUGUUAUCUGGCUCUUUCAUUCUGAGUAAUGGGAUCCACCAUGUGAGGAGUCCGGUUGUCGCGUUUGUUUCGGGAGAAGAGGAUAUUUAG
This is a messenger RNA of Linum trigynum, 2244 nucleotides long. The record is from the annotation of a GenBank genome assembly. NCBI's taxonomy places the organism in Eukaryota, Viridiplantae, Streptophyta, Magnoliopsida, Malpighiales, Linaceae.